Messenger RNA from Aplosporella prunicola CBS 121167, 1190 nucleotides. RefSeq lists its product as uncharacterized. The record is from RefSeq and is a predicted model, not a curated record. The transcript is spliced from 3 exons. Lineage: Eukaryota; Fungi; Ascomycota; Dothideomycetes; Botryosphaeriales; Aplosporellaceae. Bases 441 to 998 code for a protein of 185 amino acids.
GGGCGAUGGCGACGGUUUCCACCGCUUGAUGUGAGUGUUUUGGGGUCGGGGUUGUGGAUACUUUGCUUCCUCCACCAUAUAUAAGAAGCCCCUGGACUUUGCCUCCCGGUAGAACGAACUACUUUUCUCUUGUUUGCCUUUUUGAUCGCGGUUGGCUGCAGCUCAGACAAAGCAGUUUUCAAGCUCCGAUUUUCAAGUUCAUUCACCAACGUUAAGCGUCAAGAGCAAGAAACUUCUCCCCUGUUCUUUCCAAGCCUCACUUCAAGACCAAGAAAAAGCCAGAAGCUUAGGCACUAGGCGGGGCAAUCGGGGGACGUCUUUAAAAAUCGCCUUCUCUGCCUUUUUUACCUCUUUCCCUACCGGACCUUCACCACGAACCAUCGAAGAUCUGAAGUCCCAAACAUCACCUUUAUCUACCUCAACCUACCACUAACAUCAAGAUGCCGUGGACCGCUGAGACGGAAGCCAAGCUCUUCUCAGGUUGCCUUCAAGUCCUCGACCUGAAGCUCAGCAAGGAAGACCUGGUCAAGCUAGCUGAGUUCUUGGACAAUGAGUUUACCCCCGACGCCAUCAGACAGCAUGUGACGAAGAAGUUGGCCAAGGGCAUCAUAUCCGGCAAUGGCGGCUCAGCCAACAAAAUCGCCGGCACACCCGUGAAGAAGACACCCAAGAAGGUCGCCACUCCUUGCUCCAAGCGUGGAGUCAAGAAGGAGGUUGACUCAGAUGAGAACGACGACGACGCUCUGCCGGCCACGCCGUCCAGGAAGCGUGCUUCGUCGCGCAAGACGGCCAAGCCCGUCAAAUCCUACAGCGAGCAGACUGACGAGGAGGACAACGGCGACGAGGACGAACUCCAGGGACCCGCGACCAAGAAGCCUCGCCUUGACGAUUCAACUAACGGCCAUGAGGAGGCGAACGGCCAGGACGGAGGUUCUGAGGAGGAGGCUGCCGUUGAGCCCAGUACCUUGCCUCAAGUUGAUAGCGCAGAUGGGAUCUAGCGGUUCCACGGCCGACACUUGGUUCCUUGGAAACUACUACACAUCGAUGUUGAGGGGAGCUUCAAAAAUGUGCCCGACAAAAACAGAGAUGCUCAGUUUUGCUAUUUGUUUUCCUGCGGCAUGCUUCUUGUCCCUACAGCAGUAGUUUAUGAUACAGGCAAAUGAAGGAGCCUCACAGAGACGAUAACGAAC